UGUGUGUGUGUGUGUGUGUGUGUGUGUGUGUGUGUGUUUGACCUUUAGUUGAUCUCCACACUCGAAUAAACUGUGAUUUUAAAAGGUCUUGAAAUAACACCAAUAUCAGUGUGCGAGUCGCUUCCUGGCUGCUGAUUGGCUGGCUGUGAUGACGCGACGUCGUGGAAGAUGCAACAUGAUUCAAGGCGUUAAACUGAUGUUGAAAGUUAAGGACCCAUCGCUGCGUCUAUGAACGAUGAAAUGAGCCUGUCUCCCCCUGCUGGUCUCAUUGGUGUACUGCACCACAGAAGCAUCCUCUACUCACUCUUAACUUCUCCUGCUGAUGUUGUGGAUCUCUCCUCCUCCUCCUCCUCCUCCUCUGUCCUCCCAGUGCAUAACGUAUGAUAUGUUUAAAGUGGAGGUUCUUACCUCAAACCUUCAAACAUAUUCUGUGUGUUUCACGUUAUAGGAUAAUUUACAACUGUGUACCUGGUAUCUCCUCACUUUGUCCCUGUGUCGGCCCACCCAGGUGGACCCUUUCUCUCGCCUGAAGUUAGCUGCGAUUGACUCCCGUGUGCAGGGGAAUUUGAAGAUGGAUGGGUGGACUGUGGAUCGAUAUAAGUUUUCCUCUGAGACUUUGUUGUUGUUGUUUUUCACCCUUUUCAUCGUGUUGUUUGGAGAGAAGUCGGGUUGCCACGAUGCAAGUAAAAGAAGUUCAUGGCGACCGCGGGGACGGAGGAGGUUGGUCUGUGUACGAAGGAGAGGUUUGUGAGCUAAAAGCUACCAGAUGCUAGUUUAUAUCCAAUUAAAACACAAAGUAACAACGAGAGGAGGAAGUAGACACCGGGUGGCAACAUGAAUACAACUGUCCUCUUAACCCAUGUUACAUGGAGGAUGUAAUAUAUUGUGUUAUGUACAGUACACAUGUAUAUGCAAAGUAUAUACGCGUGUAUGCAAAGUAUAUACAGCAUCGACUUACUUUGUUCUGGAAUAUGAGAUUAUUCAAAAGCUGUACAUGCAUGUGGAUGAUCACCUUGUGUAUGUUAAGGACAUCGUUUGUCUCUGCGAUGAUUGUGGGCUGAACAACACGAGCAUGCAAAACACGUCCAUUGGAUUUGAAUGCACAGGCUUUGUCUUCACGCCGACGCUCCUUUCCGAUGUGCUGGGAGGACCAAGGGGUCCGUCCUCGGUCUUCUGCAGAAUCCUUCAUGGUUUGACGCGUCGCGGAUCUUCUCUAAAAACAGAAGUUCACUAUCUACGUCCACAAGUAAAGGUUUUGGACGUGGACACAAAUGGUACGCUGCGGUGUGUGCUCAUUAAUGCAACAGUUGAGGAGAGCUAGUGGGAGGGGGGUUAAAGAGGAGGUUCUGCAUCCACUACAUCAGGAGCAGAUUUCCAGGAGUCCACAGAGGAGCACCACAAACUAGGACUGAUAAGAUAUGGCAGCGAACUCUUCCUCCAACGACUCCCUUCAUCCUUCCAACCUCCCUUGCCUCUUCACACAACCAAGCUCCUUAAUCUUCAUUGCAUCCAGCACCACCGUCCUCCUCCUCUUGGUGCCCCUCUUCGUCCUGGUGCUCUACCUGGGUUUCCAACGAUGGCGGCGGCAGCGCUCCGCCUGCUCAUCAGCGGCGACGAGUCACUCGGACAGCUUCGCCUACCACAUGGUCUCCAUCGAGCUGCUUGGGGUUCUGGGGUUCAUCCUCAGCAACUCUAGUAUCCACGUCCCUACAUAUUCUGUGGGGCUGUUUCUUCUGUCGGUGACCUGGUUCGGACAAACGUCCUUUCACAUCCUGACCUGCGUGGAGCGCUACCUGGCCGUGGUCCAUCCCGUCACCUACCUGAGCCUGAGGAGAGAGCGGGGCAUCAGAAUCAGAAACAUCUCCAUCGGAGGGGUUUGGCUGGUCUGUUUCGGUGAGGCGACUAUGGACGUUUUGGGAUAUUUAUCUUUAAAUUUUAAUUUUUGCAUUCUGAUCUUCGCCAUGGCCGUAGUGUCUUUCUGCAGCCUGUCUGUUCUCUGCGUUCUGAUUCGUCCACGGCCGGGGGAACAGGGUGGGGACAGGGUGGACCAAUCCAAGCGGAGGGCCGUCUGCACCAUCGUGGCCAUCCUGGGAGUGCUGCUGUUGAGGUGUGCGACCGGGCUUGCUUGGGUUAUUCUCUAUAAGUUGGGGAAAGAGGAUCCGUGUGAGUUUAUACCAGCAGAAACUUGGACGAAUGUCCUGACUAGUCUGGUUUUACCUCUUUUGUAUCUACACCGAGCGGGAAGAUUACCGGGUUGUAAGAACACCAAUUAAUGCGGUAUGGAAUUUGCAGAAUUGACUUCCAAAGUGAAACAAUUACGUAUAAAGUCGAAUUUUAAAUUCAACUUGGCUUUCUAGCAACCCAGCUCUGAAGCAUUGAAAGUCACCUUGAAAAGAUACAUACAUUGACAUUGCAUUGAUAUUGCAUUCAUUGUUUCCCUACAAACAAAGUUGGGAGACAGAUCGGCUGAUGGAGGAUAAACAUCUGUUAUAAUUAGAGAUUAAAAAAAAAAAUGUAAACACCCUCCGUUAAAAAACAUCUGAUGUAUUUUUGUAGAUUUUCGUUUGAUGUAUAAGUGUUUUUUACUUCAAUUAAUUUAAGAAAAAAUGUUGAGCUAAAAGAGGAGUUUGCAAGAGGCGUGAUUAACAUAACACAACCAUGCAAAUCAGUCAAUGAUAUUUUAUUUGAAUACUCAGCAGGCUUCGUCUUCCCAUCAUUUGACUUCUGUCAACUUCUAAUGGGGCAGAAGGUAUCUGCAGUGGGCUUGAUGUGUUGUGCUAUUAAGUAGUUGAGCAUGAAGGAAUGUUUGAUUUAAAUAUAAGCAGAGUUCAUGUUAUUUAGGAAUCAACUGUUCAAGCAAUUACGAUGUUCUAAUAAAAUAUAUUCAAACAAGGAAGAAACAAGUUUUUUGUUGUUCGUUUUAAUGGGUGCCAGGGAGCUGAACAUGUUCA
Molecule: messenger RNA, 2951 nt
Organism: Gasterosteus aculeatus aculeatus (three-spined stickleback)
Lineage: Eukaryota; Metazoa; Chordata; Actinopteri; Perciformes; Gasterosteidae
Source: RefSeq, a predicted model, not a curated record